AUGGCGGCGUCGGCCGACGUGAUUGCGGCGGCGCCACCCAAGGAGGAGUUUCAGAGGGUAUUGGACCACGUCCAGAAACACUCCGCAGCUGCUGGCGUUGACGGCAUAUCUGGCGUUGCAGGCCACAAGAAAAUCAUGCAGUACAUCUACUGCUUGGCGUUGGGGUCGCAGCGUUUGGACCAGGAGUUCAUCAAGUCUGCUACUGGCAUGUGUCUUAUUCGCGAUGCCCGCAAGGGCAAGUUGUGCGUGCGGUUCGCCAUGGUCGACGACAACUUGAAAGUUCGCAGAGGUAUACUUGGCAUUGCAAGGGGGCAUGGCUCCACGGCCGAGGACACGGUGGAGGCGACGAGCAAAAUCUUCGAUGAGUUUUCCACCGUCGUCCUGCGCAACAAGCGGAAAAUCGUCAACGCCAACGUCAGAAGCAAGAUGCGCAAGAUCUGCAAGGUGAUGGUCCAGGACAGCGCCGGGGACGAAGUCUUGGCCGCCGAGAUACAGCGGAGGAAACUCGUUCGGAUGAUGGAGCCUCUCACUCCGAACGUGCGCGCCUGUCCCGUCUGCAAGUGCCGCGGUGGGCGGCGCAUCCUGACCAGGCCGUGGCACGCCGAUGCGCGGAUCAGGGAGAUUGUCAUCAAUUUUGCGUAUGGCAGGAUUUUGCCAGCGCAGUUGGUACAGCACAGCCCCGACCUCCGAGCCGAGUUCAAGAAGGUUGUCAAGGGCGUCCAUCCUGACAUCGAGCAGCACUGCGAGAACCUCAGGGCCGCGAAGCACCGCUUCGAGUCGCUCCAACAGCCUCUUGGGAGAACCUGCAGGUAUUUUCUAGCAUGCCACGCGUUGAUGCUCCGGGUCGCCUGCAAGCGCGCUGGGAAGCCCGCGCAGCGCGCCAAGCAGUGGUUAACUUGGGUGGCGCAAUCCCCCCAGCACACCUUCAUGCGCGCCCUCCUCGCCGACGCGGCCGACGAGAGCAUGCUGGUCAUACGGUCCUUCGACACGGAGACGUUCGACGUGUCGGCGAUCGCCAGCCAUAUUCGCGUGUUCCUG
Prorocentrum cordatum is the source of this 1038-nucleotide messenger RNA. NCBI's taxonomy places the organism in Eukaryota, Dinophyceae, Prorocentrales, Prorocentraceae. The record is from the annotation of a GenBank genome assembly.